Molecule: messenger RNA, 531 nt
Organism: Eufriesea mexicana
Lineage: Eukaryota; Metazoa; Arthropoda; Insecta; Hymenoptera; Apidae
Exons: 3
Coding region: 1-531 (176 amino acids)
Source: RefSeq, a predicted model, not a curated record
AUGCGUCUGACAAGCUCUUCCUCCACCCUGGGAUACUGCCUCUUGCUGGUGACGUUGGUGAACGCGGCACCGAGUCCGCAGGAACCCUCGUUCGAGCUUCCGGUUCAGCUGAUCGGCUUCCCCGUGAUCAUCGCCGCUGUGAGGAUCUCCAACUUCGUGAAGAAACUCGCGUACUCGCUGAACCCAGAGACUUACGUCAGCAGAGUAAGACGAGACCUGCCUCUGGUACACGACGAAGAAAUCCUAGACGUUAGCCAAGUGGAGAAGAAGUUGGUGUCCGAGUUGGGCGGCAACGUUUGCAUCUACGAGAAAAUCUGCGUCAAGUAUGCGGCCCAAACUCUUCAGAAACGGAGUCGGGAGCGAGCCCUGGACUGGGACGUCGUCUUCAGCGAGUACAAAUCAUCGGCGAACCCGACGAAGGAGAAUUAUUUAUUGAGCGUGUUCCUGGGCGACAUCAUAGGCAGCCCGCGACUCUGUCAUCAGCUGGCGAAGCGAGGGAGAGGCUGCGACGAGGCAACGCUCUCGGAUUAA